ACCUGCCUCACCUUGUAUAGCCUCACGAUGAGCAACCUCACGCUCGGUAACCUCACAGUGGGCCUGAAUGCCACUAGCCCUGGGUCGAGUUCCGGCCGGCCGCCCUGGUACCAGUAUAACGUGUGUGCUGUGGCGCCGUACGGCUUCAUCUUCUACUUUGGCGUGAAGGUGUUAAACUUGGCGGUGGGCUUCCCCACCAACAUGCUGGUGAUGUGGAUGGUGGCCACGCGCAAAACCGAGGGCUCCACCUCAGACAUCUUCAUCUUCAACCUGGCCGUGCUGGAUGCCUACUUCUGCCUGAUGGCGCCCAUCGACAUGGUCAACCGCCUGAUCCUGAACAACCAGAAUAUCUGGCACUUCCAGCUUUUCGCCUACGGAGUCAAGGACACGGCGCCUCUCUUCCUCACCUGCAUUUGCCUGGACCGCUACGUCGCCGUGGUGCACCCCAUCCUCUUCACGGGCAUCCGCGACAACCGCAUCCGGACGGCCGUGACGGUGCUGGUGUGGGGGCUCAUCCUGGCCUACGCGCUGACCAAGUCCCUCCUGGGCGUGCGCAGCACCACCGAGUACUUCAGCGGCCUCAUCCUCUUCUCCUUCGCCGUCAUGCUUUUCUGCAACGUGUCCAUCAUCUGGGUGCUGCGCAAGUCGGUGGCCGGCAAGGAGACCAUGAACCCGGUGAAGAAGAAAGCCUUCCGCAUGGUGAUGAUCGUCAUGGGGAUCAUCAUAGGCAACUACCUGCCGCCCGUGGCCACCAUGCCCUUCGUGGCCUACUACACGUUCGUGGCGUUCCGCUGCCAGAUCAGCAUCACGGUGUUCUCCAUCAUGGACCUCAGCUGCAGCAUCGAGCCGCUGCUCUACAUCAGCAAGAUGGAGAAGCCGAGCUGCUGCGGACGAUUCCAGAAUCCCCAGAAGAAGCCGACUGAAGUCCCUGCAUAG
Molecule: messenger RNA, 936 nt
Organism: Alosa sapidissima (American shad)
Lineage: Eukaryota; Metazoa; Chordata; Actinopteri; Clupeiformes; Clupeidae
Product: P2Y purinoceptor 1-like
Exons: 1
Coding region: 28-936 (302 amino acids)
Biological process (GO): positive regulation of Rho protein signal transduction; phospholipase C-activating G protein-coupled receptor signaling pathway
Cellular component (GO): membrane
Molecular function (GO): G protein-coupled receptor activity
Source: RefSeq, a predicted model, not a curated record